Theobroma umbraticum is the source of this 1816-nucleotide messenger RNA. The record is from RefSeq and is a predicted model, not a curated record. Lineage: Eukaryota; Viridiplantae; Streptophyta; Magnoliopsida; Malvales; Malvaceae.
UUUUAUUAAUAAAAAAUUUAUCAAAUAGAAUUAUAAAAAUUAAUUUUUAAAAAAUAAAAAUAAAAAUGAGUUGACUCAACUCAAUCCAUGCGCUAACAAAGAGUGAGUUGGGUUAAAAUUUUGAUGACCCAUAUAAAAAAUAAACUGAUCCGAUCAAACUUAUAUUUUUUUAACUUACAAGAGCUAGGCCGGACUGGAUCGAGUCGGCUCAUGUUGACAGCUCUAACCAUGGCGUUGUUCGUAACUCGCUAUAAAAGAAAGCCUUACGGCUUACCUACUCAAUAAACUCAGGCCAGCCCAUCAAAUUCGUCUCCACUAUCGAGCCAUGCCCAACACCGGUACACAUAUCCUGCUCUACCCGUUUCCAACCUCGGGCCAUAUCAUCCUUCUUGACCUUACUGACCGGUUGCUAACCCGCGGUCUAACCAUCACCGUAUUGGUCACCCCAACAACUCCAUCCCUCAACCCACUCCUCUCCGGCCAUGUUUCAUCUUCUCUUCAACCGCUGGUUCUCCCCACCCCCGAGCCUUCAACGAAACCCGGCCUUCUCUCUAGAAUGCGCCGCUUGCGUGAGCUUCACUAUCCUCUGCUGCUCCAGUGGUUUCAGUACCAAGUCCCCCCUGUUGCUAUUUUCUCCGAUUUCUUCCUCGGCUGGACUCAGACUCUCGCUUCUGAGUUAGGCGUUCCACGUGUCGUCUUCUCACCCUCCAGUUCCUUUUGCUACUCCUUGAACAUCUUUAUGUGCCGCGAACCGCAAGGAGAUGAUCCGGAUGACGUUAAUCAGACGGUGUCGCUGCGCGGAAUCCCUAAUUCUCAAUACCCUUGUUAUCAAGUCUUCUAUGUUUACAGAUACGGCAAAGAUGGGGACCCAGACAAGGAAUUUUAUAGAGAAAACUGGCGUGCUAAUCUUGAGAGUUGGGGAGUGGUGUUCAACACGUUCGCUGACUUGGAGAGCAUAUACAUUGACCAUAUCAAGAAAGAGAUGGCCCAUGAUCGGGUUUGGGUGGUUGGGCCCGUAAUGAUGCCAGCCCAAGGUGAUGUUGAUGCCACGGACCCAACUAAUCGCGGUGGGUCUAGUUCGGUACCAUGUCAAGAGUUGCUGGCAUGGCUGGAUGUACACCAGGACCAUUCGGUGGUCUACGUGUGCUUUGGGAGCGUUCAUGUGGUUGACCACGAUAUGCAAAUGGAUGCAUUGGCGGCGGGGCUCGAGAAAAGCGGGGUCAACUUUGUUUGGUGCUUGAGGGAACCAAGUGACGGUCAGGUGUCAAGCGAUCGGGGCCUGAUUCCGGAGGGAUUUGAGGACAGAGUAGCGGGGAGGGGCUUUUUAAUUAAAGGCUGGGCUCCGCAAGUGGCGAUUCUCAGGCAUCAAGCCGUCGGCUCGUUUUUGACUCACUGUGGUUGGAAUUCCACGCUGGAAGGGAUCGCGGCGGGGGUGGUUAUGCUGACAUGGCCAAUGGGUGCCGACCAAUUUACCAAUGCUAAGUUGUUGGUUGAUCAAUUCGGGGUUGGGAUCCGAGUGGGUGAGUCGACUCAGAAUAUUCCCGAGUCGAGCAACUUGGCUCGAGUGUUGGUUGAGUCUCUGGAUGGGACCAACCAGAGGGUUCGAGCGAAGCGGCUGAGCGAAGCGGCCUUAGGUGCGGUUCAGGGAGGAAGCUCAGACAAAGAUUUGGAUGGGUUUGUUAAAGCGAUGAAUGAGCUGAAAACGAAGUAGGAAAUCGAUGUAGUAUAAUUAUAACGACAAAAGUAUAUGACUUAUUUAUGCAUGAAAUAUUAUUGCCGAAAGUCACCCUUUACUAGAAAAGAAGCGUAAUUACAA